UAAAGUAUAUUGAAUAGGUCAUCUACCUCGUCUUCGUCGGCUUCUUCAUCUUUCGCAGUACCCCGAUUCUCUCGCUUGGGUUUACGAUCAACCAAACGCAGCUAUGGCUUUGCAGUCUGGUAUAGGCUUUUCCAAGAUCCUCGUCAUAGCCGGAACAGGGUAUACUGCUACGGUUUUGCUCAAUAACCAUAAACUAUCGGAUCUUCUUGGCGAGCUUCAGUCUUUGGUGAAGGGAUUGGAGAAAUCGAAAGAUCAAUCAGAAGGAGGAUCUGAUUACAGUGAUCCCAUUUUAGCUCAGGUGCGUAAAUUGGCUGCUGAGGUUCAACAACUUGGUUCAAAUCGACAUAUUACUAUUCUGAAUGGGAAUGAUGGCCAUGGUAACUUAAAGUCACUUGUAGUUCCCGCUGCUGCAUUGGGAGCAAUUGGGUAUGGUUACAUGUGGUGGAAGGGUUGUUCAUUGUGGGAUUUUAUGUACGUGACAAAAAGUAAUAUGGCGAAGGCGGUUUCAAAUUUGACAAAACAUCUGGAGAACUUAUCAGAUUAUGUUGCACAAACAAAGAAGCAUUUGACGCAGAGGAUUCAAAACGUGGAUGAUAAAAUGGUGGAGCAGAACAAGCUAUCUAGGGAAAUAAAGGAUGAUGUCACUGUUCUGAAUGAAUCUGUUGAUGGUAUUGCCUAUGACUUGAGUGGAUUGCAGAACAUGGUUGCUGCCUUGAACGGGAAGUUAUGUGUAAUGGAGGGCAAACAGGAUUUUGCAAAUGCUAGUUUAUACUACCUGUGCAACUUUAUUGAUGGGAAGAAGGUCAAAAUGCCCGAAGCACUGCAGGAUCAACUUAAAACUUCUCCCCCAUCACGUGGUUCACUCACAUUUUCAGAGGCUCCAAGCCUUAUGGGUCUGAAAGACAUUACAGAUACUUUAGGUUUGAACUAUUCUGAAGAUGGUACUGACAGGUUGGAGAAAUCGUCCAAAAACCUAAUAAGGUCGGUAUCAACUAGGUGUUGAAAACAUUCUGAACAGAAGAUGCUUUCCAUCUCUUGGAUUAUUUUUCUUGCAUAUAUGAUUAUUGUUUUUUUUUUUCUUUCUUUUUUGAAUCUGUGAGUUGAUGCAGCUGAAUAUCAUCAACCAUAAUCUCAUGAAGCAUGAAUGUACACCUUUAAAAAUAAACACACAAAAGAUUAUACAUAGGUGUCUCGAUUGUGAAUCGAUUUCUGAAUUAUGUAAUGAUAUUUUGAAUGUUCACUUGCAUUAGUAGGAAACAACGAAACAUAAUAGUUGCAGCGUUGCAUUUCCUCA
Messenger RNA from Humulus lupulus (European hop), 1294 nucleotides. RefSeq lists its product as uncharacterized. The record is from RefSeq and is a predicted model, not a curated record. The transcript is spliced from 13 exons. Lineage: Eukaryota; Viridiplantae; Streptophyta; Magnoliopsida; Rosales; Cannabaceae. Bases 104 to 1003 code for a protein of 299 amino acids.